AUGUCUGGACUUGAUGCCCACAGUGCUUUUGGAAAUAAUGAAACGUCAACAUAUCAAAAAAAAAGGAAAUAUGAUGAGAGCUCUAAUUUAAGUAUUAACGAUUUAGUGGGUGAAGAAGAGGAAGAGGAUGAUGAGGAUGAGGAGGAGGAACCAUCAUAUGUUCAAGAUGAAAAUAUGGCAAAAGUUUUCGAAAAAUUUUUAAAAACAUUUACUGAAAAAAAGAGUAAAAAAAGACGUCCCGUUCGUAGAGGUGGAAUGACCAGCGAUAAUACUAGGAUAGAGAACAAGGCGGAUGAGCAUGAGCAUAACGAUGAUGAUAAUAAUAAUGAUAACGAAAAUGAUGAUAAUGAUGGUGAUGAUGAUGACGAUAAUGAUAGUGUGUGGAAGGACAACCUAAAUUUUGAUUUUCCAAGUUCACUGGAAAUAGCAAAAGAUGCUCAUUAUGUAUUACUUUUAUUUUCAAUUUUGCAAAAUUCGUAUUCAAGAAAUAAGGUAUUAGUUGUUGAUAUGAAACAUGUGUUAAUGUGGGAGCCAACUAAUAAAAAUAACUUUGAUAUAGGAAGCCAAUUAUAUAUGUAUAUAAAAAGACAUUUUUUAAGAAUCUUAGAUAUAUUUGAACAAAAAGUACAAUUAUUAGCAGAAAGCAUUAAUCCAAUUAAGACUAGAGAAGUGGGUAAACUUUGUUUACGUUUUUAUAAUAAAAAGAAUCCAAUUCAUUCGUUAAGAAGUUUAAGAUGUGAAAUGUUAGGUGAAAUGAUUAGUGUUAGAGGUCAAGUUACAAGGACAUCAGAUGUUAGACCAGAAUUAACUUUAGCUUCUUUUAAAUGUAAUGAAUGUGGUAAUAUAAUUAAUGGAGUUAAACAACAAUUCCGAUAUACUCAACCAAGUAAAUGCCCUUCAGCUAGCUGUAGUAAUAUGUAUGAUUGGUCUUUAGUUUUAGAACAAUCUUACUUUGUGGAUUGGCAAAAAAUAAGAUUACAAGAAAUAGCUCAAGAAAGUCCACCAGGUUCUAUGCCUAGAAAUAUGGAUGUCAUUCUAAGGAAUGAUAUAGUUGAUUCUGUUCAUGCAGGAGAUCGUAUAAUCGUUACGGGAUGUUUAAUUGUUGUACCUGAUAUACCAACAUUAAUGAAACCAGGUGAUAUACCUAGAAGUGUAGCUAGACAGAUGUUAAGGAAAAAUGAAAAUUCAUUAGUAUCUCAAGGGUUAACAGGUAUUAAAGGAGUAGGUGUUCAAGACUUAAAUCAUAAAUUAUGUAUAUAUGGAUGUCAAAUUGAAAAAUUAAAUAAUUCGAAAAAGGAUAAUAACUCGUUUGAUGAACAAACACAAAUAGAUAUAAAUUGUGAAGAAAUCUUAAAUUGUGAUGACUUGAAAUGGUUAAGAGAUAUAGCGAUGCAUCCAAAUACUAUUGAUAUAUUAGCAGAAUGUAUUGCUCCAAAAAUUUGGGGAAAUAUUGAAAUAAAAAAAGGUGCAUUAUUAAUGAUGACGGGAGGUGUUCAAAAAAUAACAUCUAACUGUAAAUUAAGAGGAGAUAUAAAUAUGUGUAUUGUUGGUGAUCCAGGUACAGCGAAGAGUGAAAUAUUAAAAUAUGUAGAAAGUUUUGCACCUAGAGCAAUAUUUACAUCAGGGAAAGGUUCAACAGCUGCUGGUUUAACUGCAGCAGUACACAGAGAUCCAGAUCAAGGUGAUACAGUCUUAGAAGCAGGUGCAUUGAUGUAUGCUGAUCAAGGUAUUUGCUGUAUAGACGAAUUUGACAAAAUGGAUGAAAAAGAUAGAGUAGCAAUUCAUGAAGCCAUGGAACAACAAACCAUUUCUAUAACAAAAGCAGGUAUACAAGCUACGUUAAACGCAAGAGCAUCUGUUCUUGCUGCAUGUAAUCCAAAAUAUGGUAGAUAUGAUUCGUUAAAAACAUUUGCUCAGAAUGUGAAUAUACCAGCUCCCUUAUUGUCUCGUUUUGAUUUAUUUUACACCAUGUUGGAUAGUAUUGAUAUUGACAAGGACACAAACAUAGCUAAUCAUUUAGUUUCCAUGCACUGUGGUGAAGAAGCGGAAAAACAUUUAAAAGCAACUGCAGGAAAAUUAGACAAUAUUAAAUUGGAAAUAUAUUUAGAGCUUAGUAAACGAGUCAAACCAUUGUUAACUGAUGAAGCAAAAUAUAAAUUAAUACAUUAUUAUGUAUCUUUUAGAAAUAUCGAGUAUUCUCCUGGUGCACAACGAUCUAUGCGGAUGACAGUACGUCAACUAGAGUCUCUUAUUCGGUUAAGUGAAGCUGUAGCUAAGUUAAAGUUUUCUCAUUUUGUUGAUAUAAAACAUGUAGAAAUUGCUUGUGCUAUUUUUAAGGCUUCUAUGAAAAAGAUAUCAAAUGAAAAGGAAAUAAAUCUUGAGGAGGAAUUUUAUAAGGUGAACAAGUCACUCAUGGGCAAUAGGAAUAACAAAUGGGAUGAACAACAAGUUGAUAAUAAUCAUAUGAAUACUAGCAUAAAUAGUAAUAGGAAUGGUAUUAAUAACACUGCGCGUAGUAGUAAUACUAAUGAAGAUAAUGUGGAACAAAGCAGAAAAGUUACUACCAUAAAAGCAAGUGAAUACCAAUACAUAUCAGCUAUCAUUUUUGAAAUAAUUAAAGAAUAUGAAUUUAAUAAUAAUAAUGAAUGUAUCACGCAAGACCAACUUAUCGAGUCAUAUUUACAAGUUUACGCAAAAGCAGAAUCUACUGAACAAGUAGAUGAAUGGGUCUACAAAUUAAAAAAAAUUAUUCAAAGAUUAAUUAAUCAAGAUAUGAAAUUAUUAUCAGAAACAAAUGAACACGAUAAUGAAAACGUCAUCUUACGUAUUCAUCCCAACUAUGCUGGUACCAUUGCAGAUGGGGUUGCUUCCAACAAAAACACCUAUGGGUAUAACACGUUUAAGAAUUAUCAAACAGACGAUAAAAUUGAUGAGGACGACUUGGACUUCCAGGAGGACAUCGACAACUUUUGA
This is a messenger RNA of Plasmodium malariae, 2973 nucleotides long. It is a transcript of the gene MCM6, whose product is annotated as DNA replication licensing factor MCM6, putative. NCBI's taxonomy places the organism in Eukaryota, Apicomplexa, Aconoidasida, Haemosporida, Plasmodiidae. The record is from RefSeq and is a predicted model, not a curated record. Gene Ontology annotation, biological process: double-strand break repair via break-induced replication; DNA replication initiation; mitotic DNA replication. Bases 1 to 2973 code for a protein of 990 amino acids. The transcript has a single exon. Gene Ontology annotation, cellular component: MCM complex; nucleus. Gene Ontology annotation, molecular function: single-stranded 3'-5' DNA helicase activity; single-stranded DNA binding; ATP binding.